AUGUUCGCCAAGACGCUCAAACCCUUCGCAGAAAAACGUUCCCAGCGCGGUGUCGUUUCAUCGUCGCCGACCAAGAAGCUAUUGAGACUUCCCCACGUCUUCUCCAAAAUACUAGAGCUUCCUUGCUCCUCCUCCGACGACGUUUUCGUCGAGGAAACGCCGCACUUUUUUCGCUUCGUCGCGCCAUGCAACGCCGGUGGCGUGCGAGCUCUGGCCAUCGAGAUUCUCCCGGGGAUAACCAAAAUCGUGAUCAAGAGGAUGGACGGCAGUGAUGUGGCGGUCGCCGGUCAGCGGCAGUACAGUUCUCUAGGCGUUGGUCUCUGGCGGUUCCGACUUCCACCGGGGACCCAACCGGAGAUGGUGACCGCCGUGUGCAGCGGCGGGAAGCUGGUGGUUACCGUGCCCAAGAACAAAAACAGAGGAAACUGA
This is a messenger RNA of Vigna radiata var. radiata (mung bean), 429 nucleotides long. RefSeq lists its product as uncharacterized. The transcript has a single exon. Lineage: Eukaryota; Viridiplantae; Streptophyta; Magnoliopsida; Fabales; Fabaceae. The coding region runs from base 1 to 429 and encodes 142 amino acids. The record is from RefSeq and is a predicted model, not a curated record.